Molecule: messenger RNA, 1974 nt
Organism: Gastrolobium bilobum
Lineage: Eukaryota; Viridiplantae; Streptophyta; Magnoliopsida; Fabales; Fabaceae
Exons: 1
Coding region: 1-1974 (657 amino acids)
Source: RefSeq, a predicted model, not a curated record
AUGAAGAUUCAGGAGGUUGCUGAGGAUUUGCGUUCGGAAUUUCAAUUGGAAAUCAAAGCUACACGAUCUGAUCUUACUCAAAAACUUGAUCAACUUACAGAAUCAGUUCUGAGUUUGGAUGCUCGAUUACGUGAAUUCAUGUCCAAAACCCAUACCUCCACCCCAACCAGUUCAAAGAAUCACGGUUCCAGUUUCGAUCCAACUGCUACUCAUUUUCGUUCACCAGAAACACCGGAGCAGAGAGUGUUGAAAUCCAUCAAGGUCGAAAUUCCUUCAUUUGUAGGAUCUGACCCUAAUAAUUGGAUCUUCAAAGCUCAAAUGUUUUUCCAGAUGCACAAUGUGCCGCCAUGCAUGAAGGUUCAACUUGCAGGUAUAAAGAUGGAAGGUCAGGCAUCACCAUGGUUUCAAUGGAUGUUUACCACUGGGUUGAUUUCUCAAUGGGAGGACUUUGCUUGUGCCUUGCGUCAAAGGUUUGGAGCUUCAGCUUUUGUUGACCUUAAAGGAACUUUGUCCAAACUCUCCCAAUCAGGUACUGUGAUGGAAUAUACCAGAGAUUUUGAAUCCUUACUGAAUCAGGUUCAAGGAUUCAGUGAUGAUGUUUUGAUGAGUUUUUUUAUUUCUGGCCUUCAACCUGAUCUUAGAGGAGCAAUUCAACUUCAAUGGCCUAAGUCUCUUCAUCAUGCUAUGCAGUUAGCAUAUGCAUUGGAUACUCACCAUGAUCAAUUACGUUCGUCAAUUUUUUCCAAUCAGAAAAGAAAUUCUUUCUCUUCUACCAGCAAUAAUACAACUUUUCCCAAAACAAAUCCUAAUUCCACUUUUCGUGCACCAACCACAUUCAACAGCAUACCCAAACCACUAUCCUUUCAGCCUUCCACAUUGCCUAUCAAAAAGCUUCCACCCGAAGAGAUCCUCAGGAAACGUGAACUUGGCAUAUGUUUCACUUGUGAUGAAAAGUGGCACUCCAAACACAGAUGCCAAUCCAAAAUGUUUCUCUUAAUUGGAGAGAUGGAUGAUGAUCAGCAAGAUACUGAAGAAGAAAUCCUUUGGUCACCUGAAUCUAAGGAUGCUACUCCAACAGCUAGCAUACAGCCAAAUCCAGAUGCUACUAUGUUUUCAUUAGCAAGUUCCUUUAAUCAUAGAGCUUUAAUUUUGACUGCAUUGCUUGGCAACCACAAUGUUGAUGUACUGGUGGAUUCUGGCAGUUCUCACAAUUUUAUCAAUCGUGAGUUAGCUACCACACUUGGUAUUCCUAUGAGUCACUCCAAGGGAAAGAAGGUUUUCAUGGGAAAUGGGGAAUUUUUAUUCUGUGACAAGAAGUGCAACAUGAUUCAACUAACAAUCCAGAAUCAUCCUUUCGUGAUUGAUUUUUGGGUGCUGGACUUACAGGACUUGAAUGCCAUUUUAGGCAUGACUUGGCUUGAAAGUUUAGGCGGAGUAACUUAUGAUUAUAUGCAUCAAUCAAUGGAGUUUAUUAAAGAUGGUCAGCUAGUCAAAUUACAAGGUGUCCUUGAACAACCUCACAAUGCUGAUUGUGUGGAAAAGGCUUCCUGUUACUUACUGACAGCAGUUAAUUCAAUUGAGCAGGAUGGACAGAUGUUGCCUGAAUUAGAAGCUAUCAAACAUACACUCAAUCUUGCUUUAUGGAGCGUGUUGCAGGAAUGCAAGGCUGUUUUCCAGACACCUCAGAUUUUACCUCCUUUUCGAGGGAUGGAGCAUUCAAUACACUUACUGGAUGGGGCCAAACCAGUUAAUGUGAAGCCUUAUAGGUUCCCUCAUCAUCAAAAGGCAGAAUUGGAGAGACAAGUUUCUGAUCUCCUAUCUGCAGGGUUCAUACAGCCGAGUAAGAGUCCUUAUUCAUCCCCUGUGCUCUUAGUAAAGAAACAAGAUGGCACAUGGCGCAUGUGCAUUGAUUAUAGGGCUUUGAAUGCCUUGACAGUUCCGGAUAGGUUCCCUAUACCCACAAUUGAUGAAUGA